AAAAUUAAAGCUCAUUAUAAUUAAAAUGUACUUUUUAGCUAUUUAAAAUGUGUAAAAUAUUUAAAAAAAGAGCAAUAAUUUGCGUUUUGCUGCGCUUGAAGAAGUAGUAGCUGUUUAUAUUCUCGACAAACUCUAUUGCUUCGGGAAAUCCUAAAUCACUUUGGCGAAAGUCGAAAAAUCAGCCGCAGUCCCAAAUGACUUUGAAUUGCACUCGCAAAUGAUGUAUGUUGCGUGUGGCAUGUAACUGCAUUGCGCACUUUUAUCUGUGACACGCGCAGGAUCACGGUGUCAUUGUUAACGCACGCUGUAAAUGUUACGGGGCAGGGCUCGUUUAAGGAGAGCAUUUUCCUGGGUGUGGUUGCACCCCGCGAGUCGCUGUUGUCCAGGUGGGGCACGACAGCAUGCCCGUAUUCCUAUAAAUUGCACCAUGCACGUUGAUGGCAGUCAUUAAUGCGGAUCUAAACGCAUGUGUCGAUAGUCAUAGUCGAGACCUAGACGACGGAGUACCUCCUCAAGACUCGCCGCGAUGAUCGGAUACCUCAUCCUCUUACUCGCUAUAUCCAGCGUCAUUCAGGCAGCUCCACAGUGGUAUGGGCAUCAUGCUUCUUCAGCACCACUGGGUUCUGAUGGUCGCGUGGUUGACACACCAGAAGUCGCACAAUUAAAAGUUGCCCACUUGAACGCUCUGGCGGAGGCUAAUGCGCGGGCACCUAAGGGACCAGGGCCAAAUGCUUACGGACUUGAUGGGUCAUAUGCCCCGUCGUAUACCCCAUCAUAUGCCUCUGGGAAUUACAUCUCGCGUUACAGCGGACCACCGGCUCCGUUGGGUCCGGAUGGACGCGUAGUCGACACACCCGAGGUUCAGCAAGCCAAGGCCGUUCAUUUCUCUCUCUACAAUGCGGAAGCGCGGCGCGUGCCGGCUGGUCCAGCUGAUCCAAUCUCCUCCGGCGCCUACGAUCCGUCCUGGAACAGCGGCGCCUACAACCCCGCCUGGAACGGCCCGGUUCACAAUUACUAUUAAAAGCGAACGCCGUUCGCGGGGAGACGACCGGAUCAAGACGACCCGAAACACGCACUUCCGCUGGUCCGAUGGACGCCGUUGCUCCAGAGCGAUCGAUGGAUCGGUCGAUCAUGCUGGACCACUCGCACAAUCCUCGGGAUCCUCCUCAGCUACCUCAGAAUUCGAAAACUAGAAUAUAUUGACUACCUCCCCGAUCACGAGUGAGCGAGCGGUGCCCUCUCGCUGAUAUAUCCCUCAGUGAACUUUCUGUCUGUCAAUGCUGCAUUUCAUGCGUUUCCUAUCGUCACGCGUGAGUACUUGUAUCCGGUGUAUGCGGUGGAAGAAAUAUAUACAUAUAUGUACACGAGA
Molecule: messenger RNA, 1369 nt
Organism: Ooceraea biroi (clonal raider ant)
Lineage: Eukaryota; Metazoa; Arthropoda; Insecta; Hymenoptera; Formicidae
Product: pupal cuticle protein
Source: RefSeq, a predicted model, not a curated record